This is a messenger RNA of Labeo rohita (rohu), 3345 nucleotides long. RefSeq names its product membrane-spanning 4-domains subfamily A member 8. NCBI's taxonomy places the organism in Eukaryota, Metazoa, Chordata, Actinopteri, Cypriniformes, Cyprinidae. The transcript is spliced from 8 exons. The coding region runs from base 94 to 852 and encodes 252 amino acids. Gene Ontology annotation, cellular component: membrane. The record is from RefSeq and is a predicted model, not a curated record.
CGCCACUGAAUAAGAGCCCAUUUCUCAACGCUGUAAACCAAAGCUUACAAGUUCUGUCUUAUCUAUCGGUCAGUUUGAGAUUUAGAAACCAGGAUGUCCAGCACUGUCAUACCCAUGAACUCUUCAACACUCAUCAUCCAAUUUCAACCAGCAACACAAACAACUCCUGUUACAACGGAGACAAAUGCUCCUGUGCCUGUUUAUGUACAACAGGUGGCAGGAGUUUCACCUCUUCGUGGACUUCAGGCAUUUCUGAAAGGCCAACCGAAAGCCCUUGGGACGGUCCAGAUAAUGAUCGGUGUGCUGACUUUCCUGAUUGGCAUUGUGUCUACAGUCAAUCUAUAUUAUCCAUCUAUCUUUGUCUUUAGUGGUCUUCCUUACUGGGGAUCUCUCAUCUACAUUACCGCAGGCACACUCUGCAUUGCUGCAGAAAAUAAAAUUAAUUCACCCUCCAGUUUGUGUCUGGUGAAUGCUUCACUUGGAAUGAACAUUUUCAGUAUAAUAACUGCAGGCAUUGCCAUUAUUAUAAUUUCACUGGACUUGGUUAUGGGGCCAAAUUACUAUUCACAGAGAGGGUAUGAGACUCUUUUCAGGGGAAUCAGAGGUGUAUUGUUGGUAUUCGCCAUACUUGAGUUUAUCAUCUCCAUCUGUCUGUCAGCAUUUGCCUGUAAAACCAAUGUCUGCUGUUAUCCUUCUCAGGUGCAGUUUGCUCAGGUUUUACCUCCACAGCCCUCUGAUUUCUGGCCCAGUCAUUUCCAAGAUCUUAACAGCUCAGAGAUUCCUGUGGCCAGCAGCUCCUCCAUUCAUCACCAGCUUGCAGAUGCUCCUCCACAAUACAGCGAAUCCAAAUAAAUAUGAAUAAGUGGAAAGUGUUCCCUUAUGAAACAAAAUACAUGGGAAUGCAUUAGAAAACAUAAUACAAUAUAUUAUAUAAUACAUUUCUAUAAAUUGUUUGAGAAACUAGUGCUUAUAUUUUUCCAACAUGCUGCAAUAUGUACUGCACCACAAUUUUACAUGUAAUAGCUUUAUUAAAACACUCAAUUUCUAUUUCAAGAGUUAUUGCUUAGGUAUACAUAUACAGUCAUGUGAAGAAGUUAGGACACCCUAUUGAAUUCCAUGGUUUUCUGUAUCAGGACAUCAUUUAAAAAAAAAAAAAGUGCUUGGCUGGUCUUAUUUUGAAAAUAAAACCUCAGAUGAACAACAACACAUGACAAAUUGCACCGUGUCAUUAUUCACUGAACAAAAAUAAAGCCAAAAUAGAAAAGCCAUGUGUGAGAAAGUUAGGACACCCUUACUGUUAACAUUGGAAUUAAGAGCGUAAAUAACAGUCAAGCACUGAUAAUUAAAUACCUUUGAUUAACUGAUCAUCAGCAAGUCUGAGCACCUCUAUAAAGGCAUAAGCUUUGGCAGUUUGCUGGUCUGGAGCCUUCAGGUGUGUGUUAACACAUUGCCAAGGAGGUAAGACAUCAGCAAUCAUCUUAGAGAAGCAAUUACUCUUCUCAGAUUGAUUGCUGCCAUCAAUCUGAGAAGAGUAAUACGGCCAUUUCCAAACAAUCUGAAGUUUAUUCACAAGUAGGAGACAUUUAAAACAGACACCUCUCCUUUCAGGAGUGGACGUCCCAGAAGAUACACCCCAAGAUCAGACCGUGUAAAGCUCAGAGAAAUGGCAGACAUCCCAAGAACUACACCUCAGACUCUACAGGCCUCAGUUAACAUGUUAAAUGAUAAAGUUCAUGACAAUACCAUUAGAAAUAUAUGGGACGAAAAUAUCAUGUUUGGAAGGCUUGGCAGAAAAAACUUCAUUGCAGCAUUGCAGCACAGUUUAGGUCUGCAAAGUUGCAUCUGAACAAAACACAAGUCUUCUAGAAUAAUAUCCUUUGAACAGACGAGACCAAAGUGGAGAUGUUUGGCCAUAAUGCACAGCACCAAGUUUGGUGAAAACCUAAAAAGCAUAUCAGCACAAACACCUCAUACCAAAAGACAAGCAUGCUGGAGCAGGGCUGAUAAUUUUGGGCUUGUUUUGUAGCCACAGGACCUGAGCGCCUCACAGUCAUUGAGUUAUCCAUGAACUCCUCUGUAUAUCAAAGUAUUGUAGAGUCAAAUGUGAGGGCAUCUGUCCGACAUCUAAAGUUGGGCCAAAAUUGGGUCAUGCAACAGGACAAUGACCCCAAGCACACCAUCAGAUCUACAGUUGAAUGGCUGAAAAGAAAAGAAUCAAGGUGUUGCAAUAGUCCAGUCCAAGUCCAGAGCUCAUCCUGACUCAAAUGCUGUGGUGAGAGCUGUGCGUAAGCAAAUGGCCACAAACCUCAAUAAACUGAACCAACGUUGGAAAGAAGAGUGGUCCAAAUUGCUCCAGAACGAUGUGAGAGACUGAUAAAGUCACACAGAAAAUGAAUGUGUCAAAUUAUUGCUGCUAAAAGUGGAUCUACAGGCAACUGACUCAUAGGGUGUCCUAACAUUGUCACACAUGGCCUUUCCAUAUUGGCUUUAUUAUUGUUAAAUAAAUAAUGACACAGUGUGAUAUGACAUGUGAUGAUGUUUACCUGAGGAUUUAUUUUCUAAAUUUUAAGACCUGCCAAGGACCAGAUAAUUUUUUAUUAUGACCAGAUACAGAAAACCAUGAAAUUCAAUAGGGUGUCCUAACUUUUUCACAUGACUGUAGCUGAACACAAAUAUAGCUGAACACAAAUAUGUUUUUUUAGCACUCUCCUGAAUAAACGAUUUCACAUAACAAAUGUUUACAUAAACUCCACAGGACAAAAUAAAUGAAUUUAUAAAAACUGCCCUACUUAAACAUUUACAUACCACUGAAUACUAAUAAUGUGUCGUUUCCUGGAUGAUCCACAAAUGUGUUUAUGUUUUGUGAUAGUUGUUCAUGAAUCCCUUGUUUGUCCUGAACAGUUAAACUGCCUGCUGUUUUUGUAAAAAAUCCUCCAGCUCUUGAAAACUUUCAGAUUUUCCAGCAUCUUCUGCAUAUGUGACACAUUUCCAACAGUGACUGUAUGAUUUUGAGAUCUGUCUUUUCACACUGAGGACCACUGAGUGACUCACAAUUAUUACAAUAGGUGAAAACAUUUACUGAUGCUACACUGCCAGUCAAAAGUUUGGUCUCUGUAAGAUUUUUAAUGUGUUUUAAAUAAGUUUAGAUAGGACACAUACGUCUGCAAGAUGUCUGUUAAAGAUCUCUCAAUCUGGAAAGUGUCUGCUGUGUACAAACGUCUGACAGAUGUCUGUAAGAUGUCAGUUUUGUUACGAUCCUAGGUGGUCAGUUAAGGGGAAAAGGGAAGUACCAUUAAAAUCGGGGAGAAAGACAUAACUGCAAACACAUAACAGACCAGGUGAAGA